Closterium sp. NIES-67 is the source of this 11398-nucleotide messenger RNA. Lineage: Eukaryota; Viridiplantae; Streptophyta; Zygnematophyceae; Desmidiales; Closteriaceae. The record is from the annotation of a GenBank genome assembly.
UGGGCGGGGUCAAUCGGUGAUCAAGAAGGCCGAUGGCCUAGGGGCGGGCCCGCCAUUGCACUUCGGCCGGCCCUGUCCCUAGCACGCCGGAACUCCCGGUGAUGCACGUCAUAAUUUGUGGCAGAGGGGGCUCGCGAGGACUCAGGGCUCGCGGGUGCCCUGUCGUGCACCUGUCGCGCCCUGUCGCACCCCGUCGCACAUCCGCAACUAUCUAGGGUUCACCAUAGCUCCUAGGACCAAGUCCCACCCGAGUGCACACGUGGCUAGAAGCAGGAGUUCGUAUCGACUGGAUCACUUUUGCCCUAGAACUUCGCCAGGAGCAACACGGUAGAUGCUUCCAUUCUCCUCGACUUCCCUAGAGAGUUUUCGUAGUUCGUUCUUAGCCUAGGAACUGUCACAGGGCCUAGUCACAGAGCGUAGACACUACUGUGCGACUCUCUUUCUCGGUGACAUAGAACCUUUUUGUGCUUUUGAGAAUUCUCAAAAACAGAACACACCCAAUCGGGAGAUUUCCCCAUGACGCUCGCUUUGGUGUUUUUUUCUCGGGUGAUUCCUUCUAAGCCUCUCCUCCAAUCGCGUUGGCCGCAUCUGACUUGCUUCUACCCUACUUAGCAUCGACGACCGGCGUAAAUAUCGUCGUCCAAAAGUAACUAACUCCGCGACCGUUAGUUGAGCCAUGGAGAUUCUUCCGCCGUCAACAACCCGUCAGCCGGCCAUCCCAGGCCGGCCGGAGCAAUCUGAGGAGUACGCAUGGGUGCCAGGUUUAAUCGACGCAGCGACGAUCGAAAAACUCGAACGCGUGGGGAUGGCAUGGGGUCCGUUGACGGGCCUCCCGUGGGGAGCUCCCAUCCCUCUGCUUCUCCUCACAGCCUUCUGCACCACUUUGCACCGAUACAACCCGCGGCGGCGGGAUUUCCCCGUGGGAGUGUCGUUCGGGUGGUACAUACUGCAGGCGGAGGACCAAGACGACGAGCCGCCGCCCGCGGAAGCGCAAAAGGGUGGCGGAGGCGGAGGCGGGGGAGGUGGCGGAAGGGGACACGGGGAUGCGGGCGCUGGGGGUCACCGCCAGUCGCUUUUUUCCGAUAGUGAGUACUCCGAUUCGGAAUUCGAAUCGUCGCGCCAGGCCACCCGGCUGUCCGCUAUUGGAGGCGGCGGAGGCGGCGGCGGAGGCGGCGGAGGAGGAGGAGCGCUGGCAGCAGCGGCACGGACGGCCUACCAGUCAUCAGCAGGACCGGGAGGGGCGGUAGGAGGGGCGGUAGGCGGGGGGGUAGGCGGGGCGGUAGGCGGGGGGGUAGGCGGGGGCAUUCCCCAGGGAAUGCGGCCUAGCGGGCUGGCAACCGGCCUCCUAUCGACCAUGGUAGGCGCCAUGGCCGGGGGAGGGGCGAAACCCGUAGCAGCAGCAGGGGCAGGAGCGUCUGCGAAGCCCGCGGGGGGCGGGCUCAUGCGGCUGUGGCAGGGGGGCAAGCUGUACGAUGCUCCGCCGUCCGGGCAAGAUCUCAGGGUCAGCUGGCGCGCCAACGGGCUGUUCCACGACACUAUAUCGGACGCGAUGAGCUCUAUAACGAGUUUUUCCGCUGUAGGAGAGGAGGACGAGGAUCAGCUGCUUGUAGUGAAUGUAGAAAUGGACAAUCUACCAGCCCGGGCGCAACAGCCAGAGAGUGCGCUACUCCCUCCCGCCGCCCCUGGCGCGGUUCCCCGCCAGGGCAGUCUGGGGGCGGCGGGACUGCCGUCUAUGGGGCUGGCGAAGCAGCACAGCUUGAAAUCCGACCCUGGGACUGUGGCAGGGGCAGGUGGAUCCGGGGCGGGGGUAUCUGGAACGGGCGGGGCAGGUGUCGGGGCGGGUCGUUCUGACAGGGACGUGACGCUGCUUGAGAUGUUAGCCCACGUGGGGUCGAGACUGUUCGAAGCCGUUGGGAGCGCGGAGGAGGGAGGCGGGGGAGCAGGAACAGGGGUGGGUCAUAGUGGUGGGCUGGAUAUACCCACGAGGGAGCACAGCGGGAGCUUGGCUAGGUCGUUGGGUACGGGAGGAGGGGGAGGAGGGGGAGGAGGGGGAGGUGAGGGGCGGGGUGGAAGGGCGGGAGGGAGGAGUGGCUUGACGGGGGAUGGGUCGUCGGACGUGGAUAGGGAGAGCGUGGGGCGGGGGACGGCUCGAUCGGCGUCGACAGCAAGAAGCAGGGUAGCAGCAGCGAGUGCAGCAGCAGUGGCUAAAGGCUUCCCGGCAUUUUUCAAGUACUUUGCGUAUGGGAUAGACAGGCAGACGAUCGAGGAGGAAGGGGAGGAUAUUCCGUCGUGCGGACUUGCCGGGUUGUUUGUCCCGGGGUCGAAGAAAAAAGCGGUGCUGAUUCGGUGGAGGUAUGACGUGUCUAAGUACGAUGAAUCUACCGUGGCGCGGUUAAGCGCGAAUUUUUGCUUCCUGGUGGAGCGGAUUGCAUCUCUGCCGUCCAUUGAGGCGCUGCCGAUUUAUUACCUGCCUGUGCUGACCGACGCGGAAAGGGAGCAGCUAGAGGACAAGUUUUCCGGGCGGCUGGUGCCGCACGCGUUCUGGCUUGAGGAGGAAGAAGGGAGGAAGCUUCUGCUGGACGUGGGGGCAUAUAGGGAUGGGAGGGGGGUGGGGAGAGGGGGUAGGGAUAAGCUUAGGGAAAAGGAUCGGCUCAGGAGGAAGAAGAAGCAAGAGGAGGAAAGGAGAGAGGGUGGGGAAGGUGGUGGGGAGGCGGGAGGAGAUGGGGCGAUUCUUGCAGUGGGUGACGAAGCUGAAGCAAGGGCAGUAGCGGCGGCAGCAGGAGCAGGAGGAGCAGGAGGAGCAGGAGGAGCAGGAGGAGCAGGAGGAGCAGGAGGAGGAGCAAUAGGAGUAGGAGGGGGGGCAGCGGAGGGGAAGAGCGACCACAGGGGAGCAAGUGCAGGCAUUGCAACGGUUGCUGCUGCUGCUGCGGCUGCUGCUGCGGCUGCUUCGGUUGCUACUGCUGCAGCUGAUGCUGCAGCCCCCCCUCCCCCUCCCCCUUCCCCCGGGGGUGCCUCGUCCGCCGCCCCUUCUCAGGUGGGAUCUAGCGCCAGAAGGGGGACAGGGGGAACAGCAGGCGGGGGCGGAGGCGGAGGCGGAGGUGGAGGCGGAGGAGGGGGAGCGGGGGUAGCAGGGGCAGCGGGCAGUGUGGUAACAUCGGGGUUUGACACGGUUACAGAUCUAUCGGAUGCAGCGCCGGGCAGUGCAGGCAGGGGAGUGAGGGGCAGGGGCAAGGGGCCGAACGUGCGGGACCGCACGCUGGUGGACGUGUUUGAGCGCCAGGUGAAGUGUAAUCCCACGGCCACCGCGCUGCUGCUGCUGCACGGGGGGAGGGAGAGGGGAAGAGGGGGGUCAGGAGGAGCAGGAGGAGAAGAAACAGGAACCGGAGGGGUAGCUGCAGCAGGGGUGGCAGGGGCAGGGGCAGCAGCGGGAGGAGAGAGAGGAGGUAGAGCGGAGGGUAAGGGAGCAGUCAGAGAGGCAGUGUCGUACAUGCAGCUCCAUGCACGCGCGCUGCUCAUUGCCAAAUUCGUUGCCAAGAAGCUCCCUCGCCCCGCCCUCAUCCCGGCCUCCCACAGGGGCAGCAGCCACAGCACCCCUGCCGCCACCCCCACUGCUGCUGCUGCUGCUGCUGCUGCUGCUGCACCAGCAGGAGGCACUGCAAAAGCAGCAGGAGGGGUGGGGGCAAACAUAGCAGCGGCGGCAGCAGCAGCAGUGGGAGCAAGCAGGGCGCGACCGGAGGUACAGCUGGUGGGGGUGUGUAUGGGGAGAGGGGUCGACUGGGUGGCGGCUAUUCUAGGGAUUAUGAUGGCUGGGAGGGCGUAUGUGCCAUUGGAUCCCUCCCUGCCACGUGGCAAGCUGGAGGAGAUAGUAGAGGAGUCGGGGAUCAUGCUCGUGCUCACGUCGCGCCACCUGGCGGACGCGCUGCAGUGGAUGACGCCGCGCUCGCCACGUGGCGCUGCCACAUCAGCGUCAGGGCCGGGAGGGCCGAAUCAGGUAGGGCCGGAGCAGGAACCUCAGCAGCAGCAGCAGCAGCAGCAGCAGCAACACUGGCGGCAUCAGCACCAUUUGAAGCAUAAACGGGCGGGAAGUUCAGGGAAAGCAGAAUCAAGAAGUGAGUUUGGUGCCAGUGAAAGUAACGGUGCCAGGGGCAAUGCUACAGCCUCUUUCCCCAGCAGCACCAGUGUGGGUGGUAGCAACCAGAGUAAUACUCCUACAGGGGAGACACGGUUCUCCCGGCCAUUGCCCGUGUGGGCAGUGGAGGAGGUCAUAGAGGGGGAGCUGGAGGAAGAGCGGGCAGAGCGGGCUCUGCUAGGGGACUGGGGAAGGGACGGCCCUGGCAGCACUGAGGGGGGGUCAGGCAGAGAGGCAGGCGCAGGUGCAGGGGGAGGGGGAGGGGGAGGGACUGGGGGUGGAGUGAGUGCAGGGGUGAGCGCAGGGAUGGAAGUUUUAGCUGGGUUGCGGCCGAGGGCGAGUGGCACGUGCUGCGUGGCGUACCGGGAGGAUGAGAUGGGGCGGGUGAGAGGGGUGGUGUUGCAGCACCAAGGCGUGGUCAACAUGGUGCACUGCUUCCGACACAGGCUGCCCACCGUGCCCUGCUUGGCCUCCGCGGCUUCUCUACCCACCGCUGCUGCCGCCGCCCGGCCUGUUUCCCCCACCGCCCGUGCUCUUCCUGCCUCUGCUGACUCUGCUGCUGCUGCUGCCCCUGCCGCUGCCCCUGCUGCCUCUGCUGCCACUGCUGCUACAGACGCUGCUACGGCUGCUACAGCUGCGGCUGCUGCUACAGCCGGUGCGACCCCGCCUGUGGACGUGCGUGCACAGGUCUCCCCCGCCCACCUGCCCUCACACCUAUUUGAGCUUUUCACCGCCUUUGAUGUCGGCGCUGCUGCUGCCAUCUGCCCCUCGCCCCUCGAACCCCACUUCGCUUCCACUCUACCUUACACCGAAUCACCUUAUGGCGGGGCAGGGGCUGCUGCUGCUCAUGAUUCGGCUUCUGCCCAGGCCCAUGCGCAAGCCUGUGCGGAACUUUCCUCUGUAGCUUCCCUCCUGGGCGUCUCAGGCCUGCUCACGCUGCCAAGUGUCGCGAUCUGGUUGGAGCCCCGGGCCCUGCCGAACCUGCGCUGGGUGGCCUUCUCUGGCGAGCCCGUACCUAGAGCUCUGGUUUGGCGCUGGCUCCGGGCCGGGCGUGUGGUGGUGGAUAUUUACGGGGCUGUUGAGUGCUCCCUUGCUGCCACGUGUGCAGUGUGGAGGCCGGGUGACAGGGUGGCGGAUACGAUUGGCCGGCCGCUGCCAGGUGUCCACGUGUACAUUCUCGGCCCGAAUCUCGAGCUGCUGCCGAUAGGAGCAGGCGGGGAGGUGUGUGUUGCAGGGGUACACGUGGCGAGAGGGUAUUGGAGGAGACAGGGGGAGACGAGGCAGCGGUUUGUAAGCAACCCAUACGGCAUGGGAGUGCACGAUAGGAAGCUCUUCCGCUCAGGGGACAGAGCCAGGUGGUUACCAGACGGGUGUAUCCAGUUCCUAGGGCGGCUGGAGCAGCAGGUGUAUAUAAGAGGGUUAUCGGUGGAGCCUAUACAGAUAGAGGAGGCGGCUACUAAGGUGGAUGGAGUGGCUCGCUGCCUGGUGGCUUUCAGAGUGCACGACCCUGGCAGGCAGCCGUACCUUGCUGCCUACCUGCUGCUCAAACCGUCUCUUGCUUCUGCCACCGCUGCUGCAGCCACAGCUGCUGCCACGGCUGCAGGAACAGCUGCGGCAGCAGCUGCAGCAACAGAAGCAGGAGCAGGGGUGGGGGCAAGGGGAGGUGGGCAUACCCCAGCACAGCAGGUGUUGGCAUGGCAGCAUCUGGCAGCAGUGGUGCCUAAGAAGGUUAGGGACUACCUCAGAUCCACCCUCCCCCCGCACGCUGUCCCCUCAGCCAUCCACGUCAUUCACCACCUCCCCUGGACCAAGACAGGCAAGGCCGACCGCUCGCGGCUCCCUCUGCCGCCCGCUGACUCUUUUUUUGUCUCUUGUGACGAGGACAGUUCUCUGGGCGGCACUGGGCUGGCAGUGGGCGGCGGGGAGCCUCUGGAGACUGCGGAAGAGCGGGCAGUUGCAGUAAUUUUUGCCGAGGUGCUGCCCGGGGUGGAGGCGGGCAGGUUGCGGAGAAACUCAAACUUUUUCGAGCUGGGAGGAAACCUGUUUCUUGCAGCGCAGGUGGUUGCAAGGUUGUUGGACUCUAUCGAAAGUUCUGUUAAGGAGAGUGGGUGUAGCGGGGGGGAAGGGGGCAGUGGUGGUGGUGCUGCUGCUGCUUCGGCGUGUACCACACAGGGGAAGAAAGGUGGAAAAGGGGAGGGAGGGGGAAAGGGAGGGAAGGGGAGAAAGAGAGGGAGCAAAGGCAGCAAUGGGAGUGUGUGCGGGGAUUCAACCCUUGCUGGUGAGGCCACAGGGAGGGAAGGCGGAAGAGGAGGAGAGGGGCAAGGGGCGGAGUUUUACAGGCCGGGGUUGACCCUGCGAGACAUGUUUAGUGCGCCAACUGUCAUGGGGGUCGCUGCUGCCCUGCACCGCGCUGCCACUGCUGCUGCUGCUGCCGGUGCUGCUGCUGGGGCUGGUUCUGGUGGUCGAGGUGGUGGUGGUGCUGCUGGUGGUGCUGGUGGUGGUAGGUUAGCUGGCAUUGCGAGUGGAGAGCGCUUGGAGCUCGACAGGGGGUUGGACGAUAGUGGUGGGGAGGAGGGGGAGGAGGAGGGGGAGGAGGAGGGGGAGGGGGAGGGGCUCGGAAGGGGGGCGUUAGGUAGGGACAGGCAGCUACGCCUGGCCCCGUUCGCUUCACCAGGGGCUGCUGCUUCUGCUGCUGGUGCUGGCGCUGGUGUUUCUGCUCUUCCGAGUGCGGGUCCUGCUGGUUCGGCUGGGUCGGCUGGUGCUGCUAGUGCGGAUGGGGCGGGUGGAGUGGUGGGGGUGCCGCUGUCCGAGGCUCAGGUGCUGCUGUGGAUGGCGUAUCAUGCCAUGCCGCAGCCGCAGCUGCUCGAUACAUGCCAUGUGUGGCGCCUGCAGGGACCGGCCAACUUCCCUCGCCUGCAGCGGUCAUUACAGGCUCUGGUGGUGCGCCAUGCCGCCCUGCGCUCUCGCUUCGUCGUGUGGCGUCACGGCAAGCAGAGCAGCAGCAAGAACAAGCAGCAGCCGGGGCGUGGCAGCAGCAGCAGCAGUGUGCAGUCCCUGCGGCUGAAAGGAGCUGUCAUGGAUGCGGCGAUCAACUCAUUGCGAACCGAGCUCACUGCUGCUGCUAACGCCAGUGGUGGUGCUGCUGGUGCUGGUGGUGGUGCCGGUGGUGGUAAGGGGAGGAGCGGGAGGCAAGGCGCGAGAGGGGCAGGAGGAGGAGGCGGAGGGGGGGGGGCAGCAGGAGUAGCACGAGCAGCAGGAGCGAGUGUAGCAGGAGGUGGUGGCGCGGACAGUAAGGGAGGAGGGGGGGGAGGGGGGUUUGUGUAUCGAACGCUCGCUGGUUUUUUUGCCCCAAGCCUCUUCGCUCCGAGCUUCUGGAAGACAGCGGACAGUGUGCUCGAGUGUGUCACCCAGAUCUAUACCCAUCCCUCCCGUACGCCUUUCAAGCUCGCCCUGGUUGACAUCUCGGGGGCGAAGUACUCCAAGCGUAGCAGGCUUAUAGCGGGGAUAAUUGCAGAGGCCAGGCGGCCGUUUUGUUUGAGGACCCCAGAGGAGGUGGCUGUACAGCUGGUGAUGGCGGGGAGGGGAGGGGUUGGGGGGGUUGGGGGGGUUGGAGGGGGUGGGGGCGGUGGGGGUGACAUGGGGGGGAUGAUAGGGAAUGGGGGGGGAGGGAUGGGUGUAACAGAAACUGGACUUUUCGCAGCAGCAGCAGCGGCAGCAGCAGCAGGAGCAGCAGGAGCAGGAGGGAGAGGAGGGGUGAUUGGGGCAGGGAGUGCUGCGGCUGCUGCUGGGAACACUGCAGGCGGCGAUGCAGCAGCAGCAGCAGCAGCAGCAGCAGCUGAGGGGGAGAGUCUGUUUCGAGCGACUCUGAUCCGCCUGAGUGCCACAGAGCAUUCCUUGGUGCUCGUGUGGAACCCCCUUAUCUUCGAUGGGGUCUCGUCGUCCCUCUUCUACUCCGACCUCCUCCAGGUUUACAAGGCGGGCGGCUCGGCGGCUGAUCUCCCUGCUGUCGCCAGCUACGCGGAUUUCGUCCUGUGGGAAAGGGACAACCUGGCGUGUGCCGGGCACAGGGAGUGGGACCUGGCGUUUUGGAAGCAAGCGGUGGGUGUACCUCCCCCGAAACUACCUGCCCAGCUGCAACCCAAGGUAGAGGAGCUUGGCGGAGGAGGAGGGCGAACAGGCAGAGGGGCAGCAGGAGCAGGAGCAGGGGGAGCAGCAGCAGCAGCAGCAGCUGCAGGUGCAGCGGCAGUGGCAGCAGGGGGCUUGGCUCUGGCCGUGAGAAGGGGACAUGCCGAGGUGCAGAUACCAGCCAGCACCAGGCGAAGAAUCGAGACCUACGCGUUCCACCGGGGGGCUACUCUCGCCAUGGCCCUUCAAACCCUGCUCCACACCUUGCUACACCUCUGGACCCACCAGGACUCCGUUGCGGUCGCAGUCCCCUUCGCUAGGCGACAGAUUCUGCCGCUCCAGGCGGUGAUAGGGCGGUUCUCGGACCUGCUCCCUGUGGUGACUGACAUGAGAAAACACCUGAGCCCGCCCCUGGUGGUGGCGGGGCGGCUGCGGUCUUUCACGUCCUCCCUCAGUAGAGCCUCCUCAUGUGUAUCGUCUCGAUGUGUGUCGCCCUCCACCUCCCGCCCACACACUGCUGUCUCCCCUCGCCUCUCCGCGUCUUCUGCUGCUGGUGCUGGUGGUUUGGGUGGGCCUGGUUCGGGCUUCCGACCCUCCAGCCGCGGAGGCCGGAGCUCGGGUAAGGCCGAGGGGGACAGGCCAGGGUCGGCAGGGGGAGGAGGUUACUGUAGCAGUGGAGAGGAGAGAGAAGACGGGAGUGCUUCUGGCACUGCUUCUGGUGCGGCUGGUGUGGCUGGUGUGGCUGGGGGGUGUUUGCGCCCGGGGCUGCAAGGGAGGAAGGGAGAUGGAAGGAGAGGAGGAGGCAGCGGGGGAGUGGCGGGAAGAAAACUGUGCCUACCCAGUGAGGUGCAUGCCAUUGGCGAUGCGGACACCCCGCCUCUACCCUCCCCUCGCUCCUCCCCUGCUCCUACUGCCCCCACUGCCCUCACCGCUCCCCCUGCUCUCACCGCCCCCACUGCUCUUACCGCUCCAGUCAAUGCUGCGGCAGCUCUAAGGCAAAACGCGGUUGCUGAUGCGGAUGGGGGGGCUUUAAGUGGGGAGAAGCCAGCAGGGAGUGCUGCUGCUGGGGCAGGAAUGGUUAAGGAGGGGCAGGAGUUUGUGCAAGGGAGUGGGGGCGUGGGGAUAGGAACGGACGUUUUGUCGCUGGCUGCGGCUGCUGCUGUGGCUGCUGGUGCUGGGAGGGGGGUACGAGGGGGGGAGGGUCGGGAAGCGGGGAGUGUUGGACUGGUGCCGGGCCAGCAGGCAGGGAGGGUAAAAGAGAAGGGGUUGGAAGUGAAAGGCGGAGGGAAAGGAGGGGAGAAGGGAGGGGGGAAGGGUGGGGCUCGGACGAAUGACCAGUGGCGGUCUGCAGGAGUGUCGUUUGAGCAGCUGCUCUUCCAGGUGCGGGAGCACACCCUCCAGGCCCUGCAGCAUCAAUCCAUCUCCCUUCGCCUCCUCUCCUCCGCCGUCCACCCGGCCACCCCGGACCCCUUCGCCUCCCCGCCGGCCAUCGCCUCCUUCGCGCUCACUCACCCUGGCACCGACUCCCCCCCGAACCUGCUCCCCCUGGAGGACUCCCUAGUAGGGGAUCUAGACCUGCAAACAGCCGCUGCUGCUGUUGGUGGUGCUGGUGCUUCUGGGGCUGCUGGUUUUCCUGGUGCGGGUGCUGGUUUUGGUGCUGGCUCUGCUGGCGUUGGUGGUGGUGAUUUCGGUGCGAGUGCGGGCGGCGGCGGUUGGGGCGGCGAAGUGACGCUGUUCCCCUUGGGGUUGUCGCUGCGGCCGCUGAGGGAUGGGAGAUUGGCUGGGAGACUGACCUACCAGGUGGAUUCAGUUUCGCGGGAAAUCGCAGAAGUCUUAGCGAGGCAGCUGGAGAGAUUAGCAGAGGCAGCAGUGGAGUCACCACGGCCAAUGGUGCUGGAUGAAGGGACUAUGCGGCUGUUGAAGAGAGGGGCAAGGAGAGGGGGAGGGGGAGAGGGGGGCCGAAAAGGGGGCGGAGGAGGGGGUGGAGGCAUGGUGGGGCCGAUCAGCUGCAUGCCGGUGUGCAUAGGGCGGGAUAGACGGGUGCUGACGAGGCAAGGAUCGUCGGAGUCAGAUGAGUCUGAUGUUAGCGUGUGAUGGGACCUUAGCAUUCGUGCUGUGUGAUGUUGGUGGGGAGUGGGUGGAGGCAUGGUGGGGGCGGAGGCAUGGUGGGGCCGAUCAGCUGCAUGCCGAUGUGCAUAGGGCGGGAUAGACGGGUGCUGACGAGGCAAGGAUCGUCGGAGUCAGAUGAGUCUGAUGUGAGCGUGUGAUGGGAUGUGAGUAUGUGAUGGGAUGUGAGCGUGUGAUGGGAUGUUAGCGUGUGAUGGGAUGUGAGCGUGUGAUGGGAUGUGAGCGUUUGAUGGGAUGUUAGCGUGUGAUGGGAUGUGAGCAUGUGAUGGGAUGUGAGCAUGUGAUGGGAUGUGAGCGUGUGAUGGGAUGUUAGCGUGUGAUGGGAUGUGAGCGUGUGAUGGGAUGUUAGCGUGUGAUGGGAUGUGAGCGUGUGAUGGUAUGUGAGCGUGUGAUGGGAUGUGAGCGUGUGAUGGGAUGUGAGCGUGUGAUGGGAUGUGAGCAUGUGAUGUGAUGUGAGCGUGCAAUGGGAUGUGAGCAUGUGAUGGGAUGUGAUGGAUGUGAUGUGAUGUGACUAGUGAGCAUGUUGUGGUAUGUGAUGGAUGUGAUGGGAUGUGAGCAUGUGAUGGGAUGUGAGUCACAAUCACAUGAGGUCUUGUCAGUCAAGGUUGGGUUUGAUGUGAGCAAUUGUUGAGACGCAAUGGGGGUAUUGUUUGCUAUACAGGGUUGAUGUGAUGUGGUGGGUUGGUAUGGCUAUGUAAGCCAGACGUUAUGUGUUGAAACGUGUGUAACUCAAGUGUGACUUAGAGGCGUCUGCGGCAGCAGUGUGAGUGGGUGCUAAGGUAAACUAACAUGUACGUAGCUAGUGGUAACAUUGUACGCGACAGGGAUGAUGAGGGGCAACCGGAGGGGUACAAUAAGCAUACAUCACUAAUUCCUAUACCUAAUUGCUGUAGCAUGGGAUAAGACCCACAUUUUUUUUUUACUUGCCUGCUAACUCGUUUGAAGCAACUUUUGUACUUAGGUGCAAGGGGCGAGCUUGUCACGGUCAUUUUACAUGAAUAAAGUACAUAGGCUUUC